AUGCCACCAAAGGCUUCAAAGAUAAGGGACUUCUCGGAAGAGGGGGCUUUGGGAGCGUUUACAAAGGACAGCGUGAGUGGUGACAGGGUGUUUCUUGUUGAUUGGGUUUUUCAGUUUUGGAUAGACGGAAACAUCUUGGAUGCCAAGGAUCCAAAUCUAUGGUAUGAUUAUGAAGUGGCAGAGAUCGAAAUGGUGUUGAAGCUAGGUUUGUUGUGCUCACAGUCCGACCCAGAGAAUAGACCAACUAUGAGACAAGUGCUACAUUAUCUAAGGGGAGAUGUAAUGCUACCAAAUUUGUCACCGUCGGACUUGCGUGGAAGCGAGAGAUUGUUGGGAAUUCCAGAAGUGGUAUUUAGUGAAUCAAGCUUGUCUGCCGGUGGGUCUUCAGUUACUAACUCUCUACUGUCUGGUGGGAGGUGA
This is a messenger RNA of Eruca vesicaria subsp. sativa (arugula), 420 nucleotides long. The record is from the annotation of a GenBank genome assembly. NCBI's taxonomy places the organism in Eukaryota, Viridiplantae, Streptophyta, Magnoliopsida, Brassicales, Brassicaceae.